Cucurbita maxima (winter squash) is the source of this 6974-nucleotide messenger RNA. RefSeq lists its product as uncharacterized. The record is from RefSeq and is a predicted model, not a curated record. Gene Ontology annotation, cellular component: small-subunit processome; 90S preribosome; t-UTP complex. Bases 185 to 6646 code for a protein of 2153 amino acids. The transcript has 39 exons. Lineage: Eukaryota; Viridiplantae; Streptophyta; Magnoliopsida; Cucurbitales; Cucurbitaceae. Gene Ontology annotation, biological process: positive regulation of transcription by RNA polymerase I; maturation of SSU-rRNA from tricistronic rRNA transcript (SSU-rRNA, 5.8S rRNA, LSU-rRNA). Gene Ontology annotation, molecular function: snoRNA binding.
UUUGACCAACUGGUUUGCCUUCUUGGGUUUAAGGUUUUUGAGCGCCUAAACAAAACUACCGCCAUCGCUACACCCGCCACUCCGGCAGGCCUUCGACACAGAAACCUCUCUUUACGGUAGCGGGAUUUGCAUCGCUCCCGGACUUUGGAGUUCUCCAGGGUCAUCUCUCGCACUUCAUUCACCAAUGGCUUCAUCCAUCGCUUCGCAGUUGCAAGCUAUCAAAUCCUUUGUCCAGGCCGACUCAGAGCCGCUCAAAAGGCCUUUCACUCGACCUUCGAUUCUUUUUGACCCCAAAGAAGCAGCUGACAUUGAUGUCGAUACUAUAUUCGGCAUUGCCUUACAAGGGCUGGAGGUUCUUAUUAGCAUGGAUGAACGUUUCAGAAAUUAUAAGAACAAUUUAUUUAGCUAUAAAAGUAGAGAGCAGGAUAGAGAGUUGAUGGGUGAAGAGGAAAACAAACGUAUUAACGCUACAAUUAGUUCGUACCUGAGACUGAUUUCGGGGCACUUUCAACAACCUUCCUCACUUAAGACUUUAGAGUACUUGAUUCGCAGAUACAAGAUUCACGUGCAUAAUGUCGAGGACUUAGUUCUUUGUGCCUUGCCAUUCCACGACACUCAUGCUUUUGUUCGAUUAGCGCAGCUGCUUGUUUUGGGGAAUAGUAAAUGGAAAUUUCUGGAAGGUGUGAAAUUGUCGGGUGCCCCACCACCAAGGAAGGUUAUAGUGCAACAAUGUGUCCGUGAUCGUGGUGUUUUGGAAGUUUUAUGCAAUUAUGCUAUUCCAUCUAAGAACUUCCAUCCAGCGAGGCCAGUUGUCAAUUUCUGCACUGCAGUUGUUAUAGAAGUUUUGGGUACUCUUACAAGCAUUGAGCCCAAUGUGUUAAACAUUGUUCUUUUGUUUAUUAGAACUGGGCUUCAUCCUGGCACCAAGGGAAUUACUGAUCAGAAGGCUGGUGCUUUGAUGAUUGUUGGUUUGCUAGCCAACAAAGCCAUAUUGGUACCUAAGCUAGCUAAGAGUUUGAUUCGAUCCAUCUCUGAGAUUGCCAAUGAGGAUGCGAGGGAGUCAAGUGAUAUGCAAUCAGUUCGACUCUCACUUAUGGCUUUAAUCACCCUUGCUCAGUCCCAAUCAGUUGACAUGUUUCCAAGAAAGGUAUUGGAUAUCUUGAUGGGGAUUAGGGAUUUAGCUGGCAUUCUUUUGGAACUAUCCAGAGCUUUCAACAUCGAUAAAUUCCUCUCCAUCCUUAUGGAUUCCUUAGUUGAAUAUAGUUUCUCUAGUGACUUGUGUCAACGUGGUUUGAUCUCACUAAUUGAGACUAUUCCGAUGAUGCAUUUAAUGCAUAAUAUCAUUACCAAGGUUUUAGUGAGCUGCUCUAAAUUUUCCGAGAAGAGUAACACCCCAAGCUCUUCUAAUCCAGGUUCUUGGGCGAAGAAGUUUAUAAUUGUUGUCAAUAAAGUUUAUCCUUCAGAAUUUCAUUCAGCUGUUCAGAAGUUCUUUGAGGAUGCAAAAUUGCAACAUAAGAUUGGGGGCUCUGUAUAUGAGAUUGUGUGUAAUACUUUAGAUGGGAGUUGUGAUAUGUCGCUGCCUAUUUCAGAUUCAAAACUUUUGUUUGCUUUGCAUCAUCCUAAGGCUGAGGUUCGUCGUGCUGCUCUUUCGACUUUGAGCACGGCAGGAAAUUUGAAAGCUAAAACCGAUCAUUUAGAGAGUUUAGUGACUGUUCAAGAUGCCAUCUUGAAACUACUUCAGGAUGAUGACCUUACUGUUGUUCAGAAAGCUAUCACUCUUGAUGGAAUCUCUGACAUAUUGAGUUCAUCUGUUCUUCUCAAAGCAUUAAAGGACGUGCUUUUUAGAUGCAUUGGUGUUUUGAAGUCUGGUCUGUCAGCUAAUAGUAAUCUUGCUGCUGACAUAGCUUUUGAAUGCUUAAACAGCCUGAAAGAGUAUCUCUACGAUCACGUUGAUGAUCUGCAGAUGUUUUUUUCACUUACGUUUCCUUUACUCCUAGUUUUACCCAAGACUAAGAGAUUGAAUUUGAAGGCUUUGAAAUUGGCCAAGGAAAUAAAGUGGCCUUUUUACCAGAAUCUUGCUGGUGUCAACACCGAUAUGGCCUCGCAGCGUGGCAACAUUAGCUCAAUGAAUAUGGAUGUUGUUAAUAAUUUGGCGAAGUCAUUCUUGUUACAUCCAGAGGAAUAUACUCCUUGGCUGAUUGAGAGUUGCAAAGCUUGUGAUUCUUCCAGAGUACUCUUUCUCCUUGUCGUGCUGCAGUCAACUGUCAUGCAAAAAGACAGUAACACCCAAUUUUGGAGCUUCUUUGAAGUUAUUUUCCCUAUUUUGAAGAUUGAAUGGGACGUGUAUGAGUCUACUUAUGGUGCUUCUAUUGAUAAGUUCAAAACUGAAAUGUUAGAUUGGGACUGCAAAAGAUUCCUGGAUCAGUUAGUUAAAGAGGAUCACAAUGAAUUGAAUGCUGUUGCUCUUAUUUGCAUAUUUUGGAGACUGUUAGAUGCAUAUAUAUCGUCUGUGAAUGCAGAUAUGGUUCUGGAGAAGAAGGAAAAAUGGAUUUCCAUGUUCAGUGAUUUGUUUGUGUUGUUUGCAACCUCACGAUCUAAGCAUGUCUUCAAGGAACAUCUCCAUUACCUUGUCAGAAGCUUCAAGAUAUCUCCUGUUCAUUUGCUGUCUCGUUUUUUCACUGACGAAGGUGUUCCUGCUUCAGUGCAAGUUGAGAGUCUCCACUGUCUUUCUUAUCUUUGUUCUCAGUCAGAAGAAGGUUUGCGCGUUCAACUCUUCGCUGAAUUUCCUUCAAUACUCGUCCCACUAGCCAGUGAUGACAAGGAUACCAGGAUUGUGGCCAUGAACUGCAUUGAAGGGCUACUUUCAUUACUGGAUCAUGCGAACUUUUCUUGCAAGAAAAAUGGAAACAACGCAAUAUGGAAUCACUUUCUAGAUAAACUUCUGGGUCUGAUGGUUGAGCAAAAAAGACUCAUAUUAUCUGACAUAAACUUUCUCCCUUCCUUUCUAGCAUCUUUGCUUGGUUCAUCCUCAGACACCUUAAUAGUUCCUCAGAGACUUGAUCAGAGGUUUGAUAAAGCUACAAAAGAAAUGAUUCUGGCUUUCAUUUUGGGUUAUGCUUUACAGCUUUCUGAUUAUGGGAAGCUGAGAAUCCUUUCUCUGUUCAAAUCGAUGGGAAAUGCUAUUCUGCACGUUAAGGAAGUUGAGGCUCUGUUAUCUCUUCUUUUGGAGAGACGCAAUAGAUAUCAUCUUGAACUUGACAGGUCCAUUCAUAACUUGUCAUCAAUUGAAGUUUCCAUCUUAUGUCUUCUGCUUGAGUGUUGUGCUACACCAUCUUCUUUUGAUUGGCACAUUUCUGAAGGUUAUUUGUUGAAGGCAUUGCAAUUAAAUGGUAGCAGUCCAAGUGAAGAUGCAAUUGUACGUCCUUCUUUAGCUAUCUUGCAAAAGCUGGAUUAUCGAAUAUAUAGCAUGAUGGAGAAUGAAAUGCAGGAAUUGCUGUUUUCAAAACUUGUUUUGUUAUCUCAAGAUGCUGACAAUAAUGUUCAAACUGCCACCCGAGAAGCCUUGAUGCGUCUACAUAUUACUACCUCCACCAUCAGCCAGAUGCUGAGUUACAUGUUGAAAUGUGAAGGUUUUGUUGGCAGUUUGGUGGAUAGGAAGAAGAAAAAGAAAUCCCUCGAGUAUCAUGCAUCCAACUCGCCCUAUGAUAUGAUUUGUAGAAAAGAGAACACAUUCUCUUUUUUAAGCUCUGUUCUUGAUAUUUUGCUACUGAAGAAGGACAUGGCUAACAGGCAAUCCCUUAUAGGCCAAUUAUUUAUGCUGCUUGGAAAAGUAUUUUCUAAGGAUUGGGGCAAUGCUGCUCUUGCACUUGAUGAGCAGUCAAACCAUGCAGUAUCUAGCGUUUCUCAGGGCAUAUCUGAUGCAAUAGGCUACAUAAGGCAGACAAUCUUAAUAGUUCUUGAAGAUAUCUGUUCAUCAGUUGCAACUACUACCCCACAAGAGAUUCAGUGGAGAAAAGACAUCGAUAUCAAAUUGUUGAUUGAUUGUACUCAUUUAUCAAAGGAUGGAGUUACCCGUAACCAUGUGUAUUCGUUAAUUUCCUCUGUGGCAAAAUCUAUCCCAGAAAAAGUUGUGGAGAAUAUGCUGGAUAUUCUUACUCUCAUUGGCGAAUCUGCUGUCAGACAGGUUGAUAGCCAUUCAGAGCGUGUACUUGAGGAUCUCAUUGCUGCUGUUGUUCCAUGUUGGCUGUCGAAAACUGAGAACAUGGAUAAAUUGCUUGAGACUUUCAUUAGCAUACUGCCUGAGAUUGCUGAAGAUAGAAUGUUAAAAAUAUUCCAUUACUUGUUAAGGAUUGUUGGGGAAUGGAAGGGCUUGGCUUCGUUGCUUUUGCAUCUCUUUAAGUCACUGGUUUCGAAGUUACCUUCCUCUGAAGAUUUGCAUGGUCUGGAUGGUUUCAUGUCUUUUGUACACAGAGAACAGGAGUAUGUGUUUGCAUUGCAUAUUUGUGAAAAGUAUUCAUGCUCGACUUGGCUUCGUGCUCUUGCUACAAUGUUUAAACACAUGGGUCUGGACGACUUUUGUGUGGAAUCACUAAAGCAGUUGUUUCUGGCAACAAACUUUUGUCUAGACAAAUUGCAAGGUCCAGAAUUUGCUUUCAGAUUAGCAUCACAAGAAAACUCGGAUGACAUACAGAGCAUUCUUGGAGAACUACUGGAGCAGGUUGUUUAUCAAGUUCAACUUGUUGAUACAAGAAGCCAGGAAAUUGGUAUUCCGGUGGCAAUCAGGAAGGAAAUAAGAGAGAAUAUGCACGCUAUUUUGAGGAGUAUCACUAGGGUUAUGAGUCCUUCAGCCUUCUUCAGAAGUACCAUGAAUUUGCUUGGCCAUAAUAAUAGAAAUGUUGGGAAAAAGGCUCUCAGUCUUCUAUGUGAAACAGUUAAAGAACACAGCGGGAUAAAGUCAAAGAAGAGGACCAAGAAAGAGAAAAUUUCUGGAAGUCCCUGGCUUCACAUGGAUGAUAGCUUUCUCAAAUUAUUUGACAGUAUAUCUUUGAGAAUUGUUCACUUAAUUGAUGAUUCUACUAAUGCUUCUGAUAGUUCUCUCAAAGUAGCCGCAGUUUCAGCUAUAGAAAUUCUGGCCAGUGCAUUUCCUUCUUACCAUUCAACUAUCAGUGUUUGGCUAGCGUCAAUUGGAAAAUAUAUUACCUCAAACAACUUAACUCUCUCUUCUAGCUGCCUUCGAACAUGCGGCACACUGAUUAAUGUACUGGGGCCAAGAUCAUUGAGUGAGCUGCCCAAUAUAAUGGGAAAGGUAAUAAAUGUGUCUCGAAGUUGUGUCGUUGAGAAUACAAGAGGCAGUUCUGAAAUAUCAGUUCAAUCAUCAGACUUGAGGGAUUCUGUUAUGCUUUCUGUUGCUAUAACUUUGGAGGCUGUUGUAGAGAAACUUGGUGGAUUUCUAAAUCCUUAUCUUGGAGAUAUGUUAGAACUUUUAGUGCUUCAUCCUAACUUAGUAUGGGGAGCAGAUUCAAAGCUGAAGUUGAAAGCUGACUUUAUACGGAACCUUCUGACAGAGAAAAUUCAUGUUCGUCUUGUGUUGCCACCUUUGUUGAAAUUUUUUACUCGUGCUGUUGAAUCUGGAGAUUCAAGCUUGAUCAUCACCUUCAACUUGCUAGCAAAUAUUGUUGGAAAAAUGGAUAGGUCUUCAGUUACUGCUUACCACACACAGAUUUUUGACCUGUGCUUGUGUGCCCUUGAUUUACGCCGCCAGCAACCUGUUUCUGUCACAAGCAUUGACGCUGUAGAAAAUAGUGUCAUGAGUGCAUUGAGUUUACUGACACUUAAGCUUACUGAAAGCAUGUUUAAACCUUUAUUCAUAAGAAGUAUUGAGUGGGCAGAUUCAGAUUUAGAAGAUGCUGCAGGUGCUGGAAGCAAAAGUGUUGACAGGGCCAUAUCUUUCUAUGGCCUAGUAAACAAACUUGCUGAGAAACAUAGGUCACUUUUCGUCCCCUACUUCAAGUACUUGCUAGAUGGAUGUGUCCAUCACCUUACAAAUUCUGGAGAUGCAAAGUAUACUGGUUCAAUACCGAAAAGGAAGAAAGCUAAGGUGCACGUGAGCGGCGAUAGUAAAGAGGAAACUGCAGUGGUAUCUCUUAAAAGCUGGCAUAUAAGAGCAUUGGUCUUGUCAUCAUUGCAUAAGUGCUUUCUCUAUGACACUGGGAGCUUGAAAUUCCUUGACUCCUCAAAUUUUCAGGUUCUACUCAAGCCCAUAGUUUCACAGAUGGCAUCUGAGCCACCAGAAAUGCUUGACGAGAACAUUAAUGUUCCGUCUGUAAACGAGGUUGAUGACGUUCUGGUGAACUGCAUUGGUCAAAUGGCCGUGGCUACUGGGAGCGAUUCGUUAUGGAAACACUUAAACCACGAGGUAUUGAUGCAAACCAGGAGUGACAAGGUUCGUACUCGAAUUCUGGGUCUAAGAAUCGUCAAAUAUCUCGUUGAGAAUUUGAAAGAAGAAUAUUUAGUCCUUCUACCUGAGACCAUCCCCUUCCUCGGCGAGCUGCUUGAAGAUGUGGAGCUCUCUGUUAAAUCUCUUGCACAAGAUAUUCUCAAAGAAAUGGAGUCUAUGAGUGGUGAAAGUCUUCGGCAGUACCUAUAAUUCUCUGUUCACUUGGGAGUUCAAUGCUUCAACUGAAGAGUAAUUGUUGGAAGAUGAGGUAAUGUUUUAAUCAAUUCUUGGCUUUUGAUAGUGUUUAAACUGGCUUAGAAACAUAGAAAAAAGCAUUAAUUUGUGAGGGCAAGUUUUGUAUAAUUGCCUACAAUGGAUUAGUCUUAAUCUUUUUCGAGUUGUGUAAUAUAAUCGGGUGUAUAUCACUACAUCAUAAGUUGAUAGCGAUUUGGGGUCUGCUAAAAAUAACGUUUGUUUUUUUUGCGUUGUUGAUGAUUUUGGCAGUAAUGAAAAUUAUAUUUCGAGUUGCCCAGUUUUU